AUGAUUCCUGUAGUCUUUCGUCAAUCAUUUCUAGAAAUAAAUAAUGAGUAUUUCUAUCUGGUGGUGUUGAUAAAACAAUUAGAUUUUGGUAAAGAUAGAAUUAAUUUUAGUUUCAAUAAGUAAUCACUGACCAUUUAAAUGAAGUAUUAUCAUUAAGUUUAAAUAACCUUGAAAGCAAACUUAUUGCAUGUUCAAAGGGUAAAUCAAUAUUUGUAAUGGAAAAACCUAGUUUUAAUAAAAAAUGGUGUAUUAUACAAAAAGAUUCAACUAGAUUAAUAUGGCCUUCGAUUACAUUUGAUUAAUGAUUAAUUAUUUAUAUUACAACCUUAUCUCCAAGAAAAAAUAUUGACCUUGAUAUAAAUAUAAAUUUGUAUCUGAAAAAUAAGAUUAUGCUCUAUCAUGUGACUUAUGCUAUGAUAGAUAAUCCUUUCCAAUAUAAAACAAUUAGCUAAAGCAGUUUAUAGUGAAAAAGAAUGGAAAGAGUAUUAAUGUAAUGAUGAUGAAAGACAAUGGUGGAAUUGGAAUUGAGUAGUUAAUUGAAUUUAGAAGUUGUGGUAAUUAUGGGUAAUUAAGCAAAGAUGGAAAUUAUCUAUUACUUGGAAUAGUAGUUUAAGACAAAUUCAAAUACAUAUAUGCAAAGAGAAAUGGGCAAUUUUUAGUUAUUUAUAUUUUAAUUUAAAUAUUCUUAUUUAACUUUCAUUAAUUUUGA
This is a messenger RNA of Paramecium sonneborni, 709 nucleotides long. The record is from the annotation of a GenBank genome assembly. NCBI's taxonomy places the organism in Eukaryota, Ciliophora, Oligohymenophorea, Peniculida, Parameciidae.